AUGCAUGUCACGGUGAGAUGCGCAUGCAUGUCAGGCCGCUUCUCCCCGUGCGCAGGACGCAAGCGGGCAAGCGGGGAACCGGAGAGGGCGCGAGUGACGGUGUUGGAGCGCCCAGUGCUACGGGAGGUUCUUAGACGCGCCAGUCGCCUGGGCGAGCUCGUGCUCUUCACUGCCGGGCUGGAAGGUGCCAUGGGAUGUGAACGAGUGCAGUUGGGUUCGUUUCGGUUGCAGUUGAGCUGGGAACCGGAGAGGGCGUCCUCGUUCCCCCUUCGCCUCGUUCCGCCCCCCCUCGUUCCUCCCCCCUCGUUCCUCCCCCCUCGUUCCUUUCCCCUCGUUCCUUCCCGUCGUCCCUUCCCCCUCGUUCCUUCCCCCUCGUUCCUUCCCGUCGUUCCUUCCCCCUCGUUCCUUCCCCCUCGUUCCUUCCCUCUCCCCUCGUUCCUUCCCUCUCGUUCCGCUUUCCUCAUUUCCCCUCGGUUUCCGCUGCUGCAGGCGGAAGAGCAAGGCGUUUCCGUGCUGCAGGCGGAAGAGCAAGGCGUUUCCGCGCUGCAGGCGGAAGAGCAAGGCGUUUCCGCGCUGCAGGCGGAAGAGCAAGGCGUUUCCGCGCUGCAAGCGGAAGAUCAAGGAGUUUCCGCGCUGCAGGCGGAAGAGCAAGGCGUUUCCGCGCUCAUCCCUUCCCCUCGUCCCUUUCUCUUGUCCUCCUCACCCCCCUCCAGCCGGUGCAAGCAAUGCAACGCCGCCGCCGCCGCCGCCGCCGCCGCCGCACGCCUCGGCGCUAAUGCGGGCGGCCAUGGGGCGCUGCAGUGGCACCAAGGCACGGCCACUUGGUAA
Messenger RNA from Closterium sp. Naga37s-1, 828 nucleotides. Lineage: Eukaryota; Viridiplantae; Streptophyta; Zygnematophyceae; Desmidiales; Closteriaceae. The record is from the annotation of a GenBank genome assembly.